This is a messenger RNA of Arabidopsis lyrata subsp. lyrata, 1501 nucleotides long. RefSeq lists its product as uncharacterized. NCBI's taxonomy places the organism in Eukaryota, Viridiplantae, Streptophyta, Magnoliopsida, Brassicales, Brassicaceae. The coding region runs from base 829 to 1446 and encodes 205 amino acids. The transcript is spliced from 5 exons. The record is from RefSeq and is a predicted model, not a curated record.
AUUGAAAAUCAUUAACAAAUGACAUUACAUUUCAACAAAGAGGAUUUUUAAGAAAAGAAAUUAAUUUCUCCUUUCUCUUUGGCGAAUACAGCCAAAUUUUUGGCAUUAGAUGGAGAAAUUCAAAUUCAGUCCGUUGAAAUAUUUGUGACAAAUUACUAUAAUGUUCUAGAGCUUCCUAAUCGGGACAUUUGUGGUAUUACUAUUAAUAGAAACAAAAGAUAAAAUCAAAGACCUAUGUAAAGAGCAACAUCAACACAAAAUGACAUAGCUUAUAAGAGCAUAUAUGCGUUUGACUUACACUAUAUAUAAUUUCAUAAAUGUCAUGAAUAUGUUUAGAUUUUGAUCACAACAUAACUCGUAAAAUGUCUAAAAUAUUUUGUCUAUUACCACGUUCAAUUACAACAACGUACGUAUUCAAAUAUAAUUACUAAUUGUAUCUUUAAGUCCAUCCACUCACGCUAAAUGUAUCUUUAAGUCAUUUUAAAGUCCAUCCAUCCACACGUAUUUUCUGUUGAAAUCAUUUUUUCUCUUUAAAUAUGCAUUUAAAUUACAUAGUAUAAUAUAUACAUAUAUCUACUAGUUUCAAAAGAAAAUACUUAAAAGCUCCAUCAGUGGUAUUAGAUAAAAUGAAAUAUAUUUAUUUGUAUUAUAAUAAUUUGUGUACAAGUUGAAAAAUUAAGUAUCGUAUGUGUGUUAAUAAAUAACCCACCUGACACACCACAUCUAUAAAUAGAGGGGGAAAUUUGCAGAAAAAUUAACAAAUUGAAGAAAGACCUAGACAUAAAAGUUUCCUCUCUUGUCUUCUGAAUUCUAACAAGAAAUCAAGAAAUGGAUCAUGGAGAAAUGAGCACCAAGGAAACUACGAAUGUGAAGCUUAUACCCGGGUACGAAAAUGUGAUGGAGCUCGUGCAAAGAAGAGAAGAGAUGAAGGCUGUCGAGAAGAGGAUGAAAAAUUUUAUUGGAGAAAAAAAGAUUGACGAUCUAAACUUGAGAGAAUUAAUUGAGUUCGAGAAAAAGCUUGAAGCUAAACAGCCUAAGAAGAUGGAAAAGAUUUGUUUGAAAGACAUGACAGAGGAAACCAAAGAUCUUAUAAUUCUGAAAGAAUUUGUAAACUUUAAGAUUGGAGAAAUGCAGACUAAGAUUUCCAGUCCUCAAGACGACGAAUUUGAUAUUAUAAUGGAAGUAGGAAAAAAGGAAGAUGUGAAGGGUUUGAAAAUGAGGAUGAAAGUGUUCAUUGGAGAAAAGGAGUUUGAAGACAUACACUUGGAGGAAUUGAUUGAGUUCAGUAGAAAGCUUGAAGCUCUUUACCCAAAGGUUUAUGUGCAUUUGGACGACAUGAAAGGAGAAAUUAAAGAUAUAAUCAUUAUGAAAGAAAUUGUAAAGAAAAUGAUCGCGAAGAGGGAUCCUACCUCGUCUAAAACGACGAUCAUCGACGAUUAUUUUUAAUUAGAAAUUAGUAACAUAUAAAUUCAUUAUCUUGGAUCAUAUAUGAUCACUUUAC